Molecule: messenger RNA, 2190 nt
Organism: Rubroshorea leprosula
Lineage: Eukaryota; Viridiplantae; Streptophyta; Magnoliopsida; Malvales; Dipterocarpaceae
Source: the annotation of a GenBank genome assembly
CGAAAUUCAAUAAUUAAAAAAAAAAAAGAGAAAAUUCUUUGCUUCUUCCUUCCCUUGAAGUUCUUUAUAUUCACGAAAUCUACCAUUGCUUCCGUACAUCCCAAUCUUCUUCCUCCGAGGAAGAAGCGUCUCUCGUUCCCGCUAACGUGAAGAUCUCAUUGAUUCUCUGAUACCCAUCUGAAAUACCCUGUUGGGUCAACCUUUUUCUGCGUUUCAAUGGGGUGUCCGAAGAACUCAAUCCUGUACAACGGCACCCACUGCGCCUGUCCAGCUGGGUACCUGCUCAACCGCGCCGCAAACAGCUGCGCCGUCUUUUCAGUUAGGUCCCAGAUAGAAACGGAUUCUGGGAUCGACUACUACGCCGCCACUUUUCCCGAGACGUUCUUUUCCUUUGACACAAUCAAGAAGUUUACUCAGUCUCAGGCUGUUUUCUUGGAGGCUACGCUUGUGUUGUUGCUUUCCUGGCUUUUCUUCUGCUUAUUCUUACGGUUUAUGAAGCUUGGUGAUGGGAGGGGCAUUUGGUUUAGGAUUAGGUGGUGGGUUAGUCGAUUGGACGUUUGCUUUGCCACCAGGCAUUGGCUGGAUGAUCAGAAAUUAGUUAUUAAAAGGAAAACAGAACUCGGUGGAACUUUCUCAAUAGCAAGCUGGAUACUUUUCACUGGUUUGUUUGCUGCGUUGCUUUAUCAAGUCAUCUCGAAGAGAACCAUUGAGGUGCAUAAUGUGAGAGCUACGAAUGCUCCUGACUUAGCAUCCUUCAGCAAUGAUAUGGAAUUGAAAUUAAUCACCGUUUCUAGCAUGAGCUGCUCGAACUUGCGUAUGCCUACUACUUUUGUUAGUGGAAGUUCUGGCUUUAUUGACCCAAAAGUUACUCCUCUUUCAAGUUUUCUGAACUAUUCAUGCCAGAACACAAGUGUAGGGCCAGCCAUAACAUUCAGAUGCAAUAAUUGCCGUCUUAGUCAAGACUAUAUGUUUGUCUCAUGGCAGUUUGUUGAUCUACCAAAUAAUCCUGCAGCUGCUGUUGGUUUUCAGUUCAACAUAACUGCAAAAGACCAUGCCAACAGGAGACAUGUAAGUUUUGUAAGUGGAACACUAAAGAAUGGGAGUGACCUUGAUGAUAGACCAGUUACAUUUAGAGGGGUGGAUGGAAAUAUAUUGGUAUUUAAUUUAUUUCCCCGAAUGUACCGCAACUUACAUGAUCUGAGGCUAAUCCAACCUCUGUUUCAUGACUUUGUCCCUGGUUCAGUUUUAUAUGAUACCUCUCAGCUCCGGGCAUCUCUUGAGAGUUCUAAUGAUGGUCUGAUCAACAUGACUUUAUACACGCUUAAUUGACAAUUAUGUUAAUUGGUGAUGUAGUAAACUUUGAGAAAUUUACCUAGGAGCCAAUGCAGUCGGCUUAGGCUUGCUAAAAUUAGGAUUUGUGCAGGUAUUAAGGUUUGUAAGACGGUAAGAGAGAAGAAGAGAAGAAUGAUUGAAUAUGUGGUCACACCUUGUGUAGUGUGGCAGCCACUAUUUACGUUAAUAUGAUAACAUAACAAUUUAAAGAAAUCCUAAUAGGAGUCUUAAACUAACAUCUGAUAUUGAGGAUUCAAAUCUCUUGAUGUUGGAUUUAAAUCCAAUAUGAGGUAGAUAAUUCCUAGACUUUCUGAUCUCACACUCCAUUCACCAAAAAGGAUCAAUGAUGUGUAGUCUCUGGGCUUCAUAGGUGAAGAAGGGUUUUUUGAUAGGUUGAAGAGGGAAGAAUAGUGGCUUGCAGCAAGGAGUAUGUUGCUGUCAGCAAAAGUUGAAAAAAAAAAGGAUAAGAAGAAGGAAGAUAAUUGGGAGCGAACAAAACAAGCAAGAAGAGGUGAAAAACAAUGAUUAUGCAAAAUUCAGUGUAAAGGGACUGUUAGAAUCCACUAGGAUUAGAAUUCCAAAAUAGUAGAAACUAAAUAAUCAAUAACAAAUUAGGACUCCAAGAGAACCUAUAAAGCCUUGGCUUAAUGGUAAUAUGGAGGCCUUGGUAUCAUUAUAUCCUAGACUCAAAUCUCUAAUGUGAGUUUUCCUCCCUUUUCUUAUUUUGUUAUUUUGCAAUCAUUAUGAUUGAUUGAUUUGUAAUUUUACUAUUAGUUGUGUUGAGUUAAAGCCUGAAUUGUUAUCAUGAUAAUGUGGUGCACUUUUUGUCAUUUAUUCCAAUAAAAAGAAUUAAAUUUU